This is a messenger RNA of Penicillium digitatum Pd1, 96 nucleotides long. NCBI's taxonomy places the organism in Eukaryota, Fungi, Ascomycota, Eurotiomycetes, Eurotiales, Aspergillaceae. The record is from RefSeq and is a predicted model, not a curated record.
AUGGUGAAUGUAAAUAAUUUGAAUCUAGUCGAAUUGAGAAGAAUCAACUUUAUCAAAAUCCCUCCAAUGUUGAAUUUAUCUGAGGCCGAGUUCUGA